Condylura cristata (star-nosed mole) is the source of this 2976-nucleotide messenger RNA. RefSeq names its product EF-hand domain family, member B (gene EFHB). Gene Ontology annotation, molecular function: calcium ion binding. NCBI's taxonomy places the organism in Eukaryota, Metazoa, Chordata, Mammalia, Eulipotyphla, Talpidae. The record is from RefSeq and is a predicted model, not a curated record.
AUGUGUUCCUUCUUGAGAGUGGGAUCCCAAAAAUAUUUGGGUCCUAAGGGAUUGGGAACUUCCCUUGAGCCACAGAAGGCCUUUCCCAUAGAAAUGAGUGCCCUGAAGGAACCAGGUGAGAGGACGUCUGUACUGAGCAAGAAGGUAGGACUCACCCAGGAAAGAAAGGCUGACUUAGGAGAAAGGAGGGUCUUCGUGGGGAAAUCUCCUACAGAGUUGGGGCUCAGCAUGGAAUUCGGAAAAGAAGAUUCCCCAAGGGGAAAGAGCCCUUUUGUUAGUAAUAAAUGUGAGGCGAGGAUGGCCUCACCAGAAACAAAAUCUCCAUCGGAUAAAAUGGAGGCUGAAAUGAGACUGAAAGGACAGAGCAUUUCUGGGACCCCCAUGGAGAGGAGUAAUUUAGGCGUCAACAGGGUCUCAGGCUCACAGGAAACAAAACCUUUUCCGGCUAUAUUGUCAGGAAGAAUGGGGUUAGAAAAUGAGGGUCCUCUGGAUGAGUGUUCCGGAAGGAUAAUCCGGUCUCCCUUGGGCAUGGUGUGUGGAAGCCCACAAGAUCUAGGGAGCGGGAGAGGUACUAUGGGUGGGGCCCCCGAAGGCUUAGGGGGUACUAUGGGAAAGCAGCUGCCUUUGAGUAUGGUGCCCCAACAGGAGGCAAAAAAAGAAUCUACUUGUGUUGUGAUGAAGCCCAGCCAAGAGAUGAUACCUCCUGUGGAGGUGGACAUUGGACUACCCCAUUCAGAGGAGCCAGACCAAACGAAGAGCAUAGAGCCUCAAUUAGGCUUGGUCAUAGAACCUGCUGAGUGCCGUUUUGCCCACCAACGUGGAGAGGAAAAGAGUGCUGAAAACACGGAACCCGAAGUGCAGCCUCCAGAUCAGACCAAACCCAUAUAUGCUGGGAAAUUUUUUGAUCGGAUGCCUUGCUGGCCAAGCGCAGGGAAAGUUAUUCCUGUUGGGUACAGAGUUGCAGACUGCUUGACUGAAAAACUUCCCAGGUUAAUGACCCCACCAGAGGCAAAAAAGUUUUUCAACUUCAGAUAUCCACCUGUUGGAGCAGAAAGAAUAUUUUAUGGCAGAGCGAAUGAUCCUCAAGUUUCACCUUAUUUGACACAUGGACGCAGAUCUUCAGUUUCAAUACCGGCAAAGGUAUUGAUAAACCCACAACCUAUUACAACAUUUCAACAGAGAAUUAAAGAUAAAAAGGAAUCAAUAUAUUUUAGCAAUCGAUGGGCACCAUUAGGAAAAUCUCAUGAUCAAACGGCAGGAUUACCGAAAGGCCUGGAUAUACUCAAUACCACAUUUGGGACAGCAGUCAUCAGAGAAAUUUCUGCUGGAGAUGUGGUGAAUCCACCAAAAUCCUAUGAAGAAGUAUUCAAAGAAGGAAAGGAUGGCCAUGAUCUGUAUAUUGUUUCUCACAAUGAUUAUUUUGCAGGAGAAGCAAAGAACCGAAAGUAUAAUCCAGCAAGUUUUCAUAGGUUUAAUUUAUAUGGGGUCCCAACACCACAUUUUAAUGAUGGAAGAAAUAUGGCAAAAACUUUACAUUGGCUCCAAGAAAUGCAAAUGAAAAAAGGAGCUAAGAUUGUAUCUAAGAGAGUGGAUGAUUUCAAAGAAAAGUUUCAACAUAAACUUGGAAGAGUUUUAGAUCCCAUUGCAGAAACAAGGAAGGUUCCCCCAGACCACACAUUUGGUGCUUGUCUUCGCCCUGAGGAGUAUGGGGCUGGUGAUCUCAUCCAUAAUAGAUGUCCAGGUGAAUAUCUUCGAGGCAAGGAUAGACAGCGAGCCCUGAUUUCAGCAGUUCGACAUCACUUUAAGAAAGUUAACUACCAAAACUUUGACACCUUGCUGUCUGCCUUCCGGCACUACGACAAGAAAGGAGAUGGGGUGAUAGAUAAAGAUGAGCUCCGGGAAGCUUGUGAACAGGUCAGCCUGCAUUUAGAUGAGAAACUCCUGGACCAGCUAUUUGAGUACUGUGAUGUGGAUAAUGAUGGAUUGAUUAACUACCUAGAAUUUGCAAAUUUUCUGAACUGGAAAGAUAAAAUGCCUCCUAAGGAAUUUGAAAAAAGGGUCAUUGUUAAAGGUAGACAGAUAGACUGUACAAAACCUACUGAGGAGAGAUUUGAAAAAUGUGAGCCAACGCUCUUGAUAAAACCAGAAGAUAUUGUCAUUAAAGAACCAGGGAGCUCAGAAACAACUCUCCGGACACUUCUGAGGCCAAGUGACAGCGUUUCUAGUCAUUAUAAGACAACUUCUUCGGAGAUCAGUGCGGUUGUAGGAGGUGUACCUUCUACGGCUUAUCCUGUCUAUGGUGUCCCCACCAUCCGGUGUGAUAUUCCUGUCCCCCGAAUUCGUCGCAUCAGCGAUAGAACUAAUUAUGGUGAAGAAGGAAAUGCCUAUUCCUUACUGCAUCCCUCCAUCUUUGCUCAGAAAGGAGUGUUUGAAAGAGAUUUCUUCAAGGCCCGAUCAAAAAAAGAGAUUGCAGAGAUAUUAUGUAACAUUGGUGUCAAGCUUUCUGAUGAAGAAUUUGAAAAAGUAUGGAAUCUUGCAUCAAAAAAACAUUAUAGAGGAGAAGUUUGUGUCGAGACUAUCAGAAAUGUUCUAGAUGAGCUACAACAUGCAGAGAGGAUUAAAUAUAAGCAUGUUUUCACUGACAUAUCUGAAGUGAUCAUGGCUGACUCACUGAGAAAGCUAAGAAUGGCCUUGGACAUUGCUACUGCCUUUCAAGGAGGCAUCUAUGCCAUGAUCAACACAGAAUUCCCUAUAUUCAUAACUAAUGAGCCUGCUAAUUGUUGCCAAGUGGCCACCCCCAAGCUUAGUGAAGGCGCUUGCUGGCUGCAGGCCUGCUGGCGCAUCCGGGCAACGCUAGACUCCUCCCCACUUUCCGGUCCUCAGAACUUCGAUUCCCGCGCAGGAAGCCAUGUGCAGUGGGCUGAACGGGUGAGCGACCCGCCCCCAAAGCCUGUGGAUAAGCUUCGGGACUGGUGA